This is a messenger RNA of Solanum lycopersicum (tomato), 546 nucleotides long. RefSeq lists its product as uncharacterized. The record is from RefSeq and is a predicted model, not a curated record. Lineage: Eukaryota; Viridiplantae; Streptophyta; Magnoliopsida; Solanales; Solanaceae.
AUGGCUGUUGGAACCUGCAAAAAAAAGAAGGAGAAGGGAAAGGGGGAAGAAAAGAGACGGGAGGGGAAGAGAGGAGGAGAGAACGACGGGAAAGCGGGGUUUAGGCGGGGAAGAGGGACGCUGCCAGCGGGUGCUGGCUGGUGGCCGGAGCUGCUGUUUCUUGCUGCUUUCUCUAGAAAAGGAGACGAGGAGAGUGAGGGGGUACCGCUGCCUCUUGUCGGUGGCUGCUGGCUGCGUGCAGCUACUGCUACGGGGAGAGAGAAGGAGAAGAACAGAAGAAGGGGGAGAGGGCGGAGAAGGGAGGAAAAGAGAGGGCGGGCGACGGGAAGCUGCUGCUUCCGGCGGCUGCUGGUUGGUCGGAGAAGGGGGAGAGGGAUGGAAGAGAUAGAGAAGAGCAGCGCGGCUGCUUGGGUCACCGUCCAGCUGUCUCCCUCGCAGGAAAAAUGGAGGAGAGGGAGAGAGAAGGGAGGCGGCUGGAGAGGGGAGGGAGAAGGAUGGGGAGAGAGAGAAGCGGCUGGAGAGAGGGAGGGGAGGAAGAGAGAGUAG